Messenger RNA from Schistosoma intercalatum, 660 nucleotides. NCBI's taxonomy places the organism in Eukaryota, Metazoa, Platyhelminthes, Trematoda, Strigeidida, Schistosomatidae. The record is from the annotation of a GenBank genome assembly.
AUGAUAUAUAUUACAGCAAUCAAUUUAAGAUUUACAGCUAUGGUACAAAUGGAUUCAGAUGGAGAAUGUGUGGCUGUUGGAAAAAGUCCUAUUGAUGAAUUUCAUCAACAACAACUAUUAGUUUUUGGUUAUUUAUGUUUGGCUUUAUUAUUAAUAUUACCAGCUAUUGUUGUAACAACAUGUUAUAUAUUAAUGAUAAUUCAUUAUAUUCGUAGGAAACGUUCAAAUAAAAAUUUUAAUGGUUUUAAUUUAAAUAAUUUACAAGAUAUUUUAACAUUACUUGUAAUUAUUUGGUCUGCUGAAUCAACAAUAGCUAAUAUACUUGAUAUGGUUUCAUUUUAUGAUUUUAAAAAUUAUGGUUAUACUAAAUUAGCAGAAAUAAUUCAAAGUUCAACUGAAUUAGUACGUACAAUAUUUUUUGUUAGUCGUACACUUAGUUUAUUUAUUUGUAUUCAAUCUAUUCGUUCUAAAUUUAUUGAACAUAUUCAAUUCAUUGGUACCUUUUUUAUUAAAAUAUUUAAACGAUUGAUAAGGAAACAAUGAAAACAAGUGUGUCAUUUUAUUUCAUCUUUUUUCUGUUUUCUUAAAAUAUCAAUGGUUGAGAUCAUGAAUCAAUUGAAGCUAGACCACUAUGGGAAACCUGGAAGCACUGGACAGCCG